Messenger RNA from Adineta steineri, 840 nucleotides. NCBI's taxonomy places the organism in Eukaryota, Metazoa, Rotifera, Eurotatoria, Adinetida, Adinetidae. The record is from the annotation of a GenBank genome assembly.
AUGAAUGGUGGAACAACAGCACCUCCUCCUCAAACAGUUUAUCGAAAAGAACCUGUAAGAGAAGAAUCACCACCACCACAACGACGUACUGUCACUCAAAAUCCUCGCACAUUGCAAAAUGACGUUCAAUAUCCUUCUAAUACCGCACCAACAUUAUACCAUAUGAAUGGUGGUACAACAGCGCCUCCUCCAACUGUUUAUCAAAAAGCACCUCCUCAAACAGUUUAUAAAAAAGAACUUAUUACUGCUGAUGCACCAACUCUAUAUCAUAUGAAUGGUGCACCACCUCAAACAGUAUAUCAAAAAGAAAUUGUAAGAGAUACACCACAACCACGGUAUGUUGCUGAAAGUCCUCAACCAACACGUUCACGUGCACAAACACCACCAAGACGACAAAAUAAUCCAAAUACACAAAAUACUGAACGACCAUAUGUAAUACAACCUGCCAACUCUUAUACUUCUCAACCACCACCAAAAGUUAAUAUGUAUCAUCUCGAUGAACCAAAUGAUGUCGUUCGUUAUACACCAGUGAAUCCUCCUAGUUCUAGGGUUAAUCCUCAACAAGAACCCUAUAGAAAACAACAGCAGCCACCUGAAACUGUUAGACCAAAACAAACUACUGAACCUGAUUUAACAGUUGUUCGAAGAGUUUAUAAAAAAUUACCACCUACAGACGACGAACAAAUUCCAAAUGAAAAUUAUGCACAACCUGUUCGAAAAGUUCAGCAAACACCAAGAGAAUAUACAGCAUCACCACAAUUAACAAACAGACAAAUAAUAAAUCCUAUUCCGAAUCAAAACCCAUCUAUUUAUUAUAUUCAAAAUACUAAUGCAUAUUAA